GAUGAUCAGAGACUGCGGACAUAGUACAGGAGAUGACCAGAGACUGCGGACAUAGUACAGGAGAUGAUCAGAGACUGCGGACAUAGUACAGGAGAUGACCAGAGACUGCGGACACAGUACAGGAGAUGGCCAGAGACUGCGGACAUAGUACAGGAGAUGAUCAGAGACUGUGGACAUAGUACAGGAGAUGACCUGAGACUGCAGACAGUACAGGAGAUGACCAUAGACUGCGGACAUAGUACAGGAGAUGACCAGAGACUGCGGACAGUACAGGGAUGACCAGAGACUGCAGACAGUACAGGAGAUGACCAGACACUGCGGACAG
This is a messenger RNA of Staurois parvus, 325 nucleotides long. Lineage: Eukaryota; Metazoa; Chordata; Amphibia; Anura; Ranidae. The record is from the annotation of a GenBank genome assembly.